This is a messenger RNA of Cyprinus carpio (common carp), 3167 nucleotides long. Its product is annotated as aminoacylase-1-like. Gene Ontology annotation, cellular component: cytoplasm. The transcript is spliced from 9 exons. Lineage: Eukaryota; Metazoa; Chordata; Actinopteri; Cypriniformes; Cyprinidae. The record is from RefSeq and is a predicted model, not a curated record. Gene Ontology annotation, molecular function: protein binding; aminoacylase activity. Gene Ontology annotation, biological process: amino acid metabolic process. The coding region runs from base 300 to 3050 and encodes 916 amino acids.
CGCGCAUGCGCUAAGACGUCAAGUACGUAACGAGGAUUUACGACGUCAUGACGCUAGACCCUGGCGCGAGAGGGUGCUUGGCAUGAUCGAGCAAAAUAAAUAACGACCCGACUUCAGCCGAGGACCCUGGAGCGAAGGUGAGUUAUUAAUUACCUUUAGAUACCUGUUACAGAGGAGGACAGUCUUUGUGAAGACGAGCUUCGCUGAUCCAGACACAAGUCAACUGCGAGCUCGAGACUAAGCGGGUCAAUCCUGUGAGGCAAAGGUGGAUUUGAGAGUAUCAAUUGCUGAGAUGAUUGAUGACUCACACUGAGGAUCUGCGUCUGCUUUUAGAUGAAACCAUGUCCUUCAGAAUGAAUCUCUCUGAAGAACAGGACACAAAGAUAAAGACACUCAAGAGUCUGUGUGAGAGUGAAUCUCCUGAACCCAGCUGUGUUUCCAUGAAGAGUGACCGGUCAAUGCAUCAUCCAAUUGGAUUCAGCUCAGGAGACUCAUCUGCUGAUCUGAGUCAAAAACAUGAGGGAUCUAUGACAGUAAAGAAGAACUUGGACUCCAUUUUCAAGGAGCUUGAGCAGAAGUUCAUCUCUGUGAUGAAGAGUGAGCUAAAAUGUUUUCAGAGACUGCUGAGUCCAGAUUACCCAGAAUGCUCUGAAAGAGACCAUCAUGAUGAUGUGGAUCCUAACAGAGUCAGAGGGAGGUUUCUGAAGAUCACACUGCACAUCCUGAGGAAGAUGAACCAGACAGACCUCGCUACCACACUACAGACCAAACUGAUGUCUGUGUAUCAACAAAAACUCAAAUCCAGACUACAGGAUAAAUAUCAGAGAAUCAAUGAAGGAAUAUCCAAUUAUGGAGACUCAACAUGUCUGAAUGAAAUCUACACAGAGCUCUACAUCACAGAGGGAGGGAGUGGAGAGGUCAAUAAUGAACAUGAGGUGAGACAGAUUGAGACCAGGAGACCAGAGACACAGGAAACACCAAUCAACUGCAAUGACAUAUUUAAACCAUCACCAGGACAAGAUAAACCCAUCAGAACUGUGCUGACUAAAGGAGUCGCUGGAAUUGGAAAAACUGUCUCUGUGCAGAAGUUUAUUCUGGACUGGGCUGAAGGAAAAGAGAAUCAGGAUGUUCAUUUCAUAUUUCCACUUCCUUUCAGGCAGCUGAAUUUGAUACAGAAAAAUCUCAGCCUUAAGCAACUUCUAAACCACCUUCACCCAGAAACCAAAGAAAUUAAAUCUGCAAAUUAUGAUGACUACAAUGUCAUGUUUAUAUUUGAUGGUCUGGAUGAGUGUCGACUACGUCUAGAUUUCCAAAACAAUCCGAGCUUGUCUGAUGUGACAGAAUCAGCCUCAGUGGAUGUGCUGCUGACCAACCUCAUCAAGGGGAACCUACUUCCUUCUGCUCUCCUCUGGGUCACCUCUCGACCAGCAGCAGCCAAUCAGAUCCCUCCUGAGUGUGUUGACCAGGUCACAGAGGUACGAGGAUUCAAUGACCCUCAGAAGGAAGAAUAUUUCAGGAAGAGAAUAAAUUAUCUGAGUCUGGCUGAUAAAAUCAUCACACACAUCCGAUCAUCAAGAAGUCUGUACAUCAUGUGUCACAUCCCAGUCUUCUGCUGGAUUUCAGCCACUGUUCUGAAGAGGAUGAUGGGUAAAGCAGAGAGUGCAGAGAUUCCUAAGACUCUCACACAAAUGUUCACAAACUUCCUGAUCUUUCAGACCAAAAUAAAGACUCAGAAGUAUGACAGGAAAUAUGAAAUAGAUCCUCAUCAGGCUAGAAAGACUAUUCUGUCUCUAGGAAAACUAGCUUUUGAACAGCUGGAAAAAGGGAACCUGCUUUUCUAUGAAGAGGACCUGAAAGAGUGUGGCAUUGAUGUCAGAGAAGUGUCAGUGUACUCAGGAGUUUGUACCCAGAUCUUCAGAGAGGAGUUUGGACUGCAGUUGGGGAAGGUGUACAGCUUUGUUCAUCUGAGUGUUCAGGAGUUUCUUGCUGCUUUAUUCAAGCUGCUAACCUUUUCUGAAGAAAACACAGGACUGUGGAAUCAGUUCAGGUCACCGAUGACCAGUUUUCUGAAGGGAGAAGUGGACAAGGCCUUACAGAGUAAAAACGGACACUGGGAUCUUUUCCUCCGGUUCCUUCUAGGUCUCUCACUAGAGUCUAAUCAGACUCUCUUACAAGGUCUCCUGAGAAAGACUGUAAGCAGCUCUCAGAGCAAUCAGGAAACAGCUGCAUACAUUAAAGAGAAGAUCAGGGAGAAUCGCUCUCCAGAGGAAUCCAUCAACCUGUUCCACUGUCUGAAUGAACUGAAUGAUCGUUCACUAGAGCAGGAAGUCCAAACAUACCUGAGCAGAACAGUUGUCAGUCGUCUCUAUGGAGUCAAACUGUCUGCUGCUCAGUGGUCGGCUCUGGUGUUUGUACUGUUGAACUCAGAAGAAGAGCUGGAUGAGUUUAAACUGAGUAAAUAUGAUCCAUCAGAAAAAUGUCUCCUGAGGCUGAUGCCAGUGAUCAAAGCAUCUAGAAGAGCUAAUCUUUCCAGCUGUGGUAUUACACAGAAAGGAUGUGCUGCUCUGAUUUCAGCUCUGAGAUCAAACCCCUCACACCUGACAGAACUGAAUCUGAGCUAUAACAAACCAGGAGAUUCAGGAGUGAAGCUACUAUCUACUCUACUGAAGGAUCCACACUGUAAACUGGAGAAACUACAGCUGAGUUACUGCAGUAUUGGAGAGAAAGACUGUUCUGCUCUGAUAUCAGGUCUGAGAUCAAACCCCUCACACCUGAGAGAACUGAAUCUGAGCUGUAAUAAACUGGGAAAUUCAGGAGUGAAGCCACUCUCUGCUCUACUGGAGGAUCCACACUGUAAACUGCAGAAACUACAGCUGUGGGACUGCAGUAUUGAAGAGGAAGGCUGUGCUGCUCUGAUUUCAGCUCUGACAUCAAACCCCUCACACUUGAGAGAACUAAAUCUGAGCUGUAAUAAACCAGGAGACUCAGGAGUGAAGCUGCUCUCAGCUCUACAGGAGGAUCCACGCUGUAAACUUCAGAAACUACAGUGAGUCUCAUCAAAUCUCCAUAACUACAAGGUUUAGAGUAAAAACUAUUGUUACACAAAUGUGUUUUCUGUAGCGGUGAUUCUGUUUGUCUCCUUUCUUAUCCUCAAAACAAAACAAACA